GCACAAGUCCUGACGUCGAGCUUGGCUCUCUCCCCUCUACCACCCCAUUGUCCAUCGCCAACCACCGAUCCGGACGCAUACCGGUGGUCUCAUCAGAUUCGCAAGCAGAACUGAGACCAUGCAGAGCUGCCGGGCCGCCAAUUCCGCCAUGGCCUCGAGGGCCUUCGUCCCCGCCCCUAGGGUUCAGUUCCAGGUCCAGCGCCGCAACCUCCAGGAUGUUGCCAUUACUCGGACUGGAAAGCCGAUCUUGAAGGUUCAAGGUGGACGGUCGUCUCUGGGAGGUCACACCGCCACUGUCUUCGGUGCUACUGGUUUCCUCGGUCGUUACAUCGUCAAUAAGCUCGCUCGUCAGGGAUGCAGCGUUGUUGUCCCCUACCGUGAGGAGAUGACGAAGAGACACUUGAAGGUCACUGGUGAUCUCGGUCGGAUUACUUUCAUCGAAUACGAUUUGCGCAACACUCAGUCCAUUGAGGAGGCUGUGCGCCAUUCCGAUGUUGUCUACAACCUUGUUGGUCGCCAAUAUCCUACCAAGAACUUCACUUACAACGACGUUCACGUCGAUGGAACGGAGCGCAUUGUCGAGGCUGUUGCCAAGUACGAUGUUGAUCGCUUCAUUCACGUCUCUUCCUACAACGCUAACCGGGACUCUCCCUCCGAGUUCUUCGCUACCAAGGCCUGGGGUGAGGAGAUUGCUCGCUCUAUCUACCCUGAGACCACCAUCGUCCGCCCCGCGCCCAUGUUCGGUUUCGAGGACAACCUCCUUCACAAGCUCGCUCGUGCGACCAACGUCUUCACUUCCAACCACAUGCAGGAGCGCUACUGGCCGGUGCACGCCAUUGAUGUCGGCGCUGCCCUCGAGGCUAUGCUGCACGAUGACAGCACCGUCGGUCAGACGUUCGAGCUCUACGGCCCCAAGAACUACUCGACCGCCGAGAUCGCGGAGCUGGUGGACAAGGAAAUUGUCAAGCACCGCCGCCACGUGAACGUGCCCAAGGCCAUCAUGAAGCCCCUCGCCCACUACCUCAACAAGUAUCUCUGGUGGCCCAUCGGCUCAGCCGACGAGGUUGAGCGCGAGUUCAUCGACCAGGUGAUCGACCCUAACGCCAAGACCUUCAAGGAUCUUGGAAUCGAGCCUGCUGAGAUCAGCAACCUGACCUUCCACUACUUGCUUGGAUACCGUAGCUCCUCCUACUACGAUCUUCCUCCCGCGACGGAGCGGGAGAGACAGGAGGAGAAGAAGUACCUGCACGUUCUCGACGACCAGUAGUCUUUUUCUUUAGUGUACAUACCAUGCUAGACCCAUUGAUUUCCUUGUGUAGCUGCUUCAAGUAUCUUUUAAGAAGUGUCUUAAUCCAAUAUUCGUUAUGAACGCCUAUG
Messenger RNA from Aspergillus fijiensis CBS 313.89, 1377 nucleotides. RefSeq names its product NADH-ubiquinone oxidoreductase subunit. Gene Ontology annotation, cellular component: mitochondrion. The record is from RefSeq and is a predicted model, not a curated record. The transcript is spliced from 9 exons. The coding region runs from base 119 to 1267 and encodes 382 amino acids. NCBI's taxonomy places the organism in Eukaryota, Fungi, Ascomycota, Eurotiomycetes, Eurotiales, Aspergillaceae. Gene Ontology annotation, molecular function: protein-containing complex binding.